Messenger RNA from Acaulospora morrowiae, 1101 nucleotides. The record is from the annotation of a GenBank genome assembly. Lineage: Eukaryota; Fungi; Glomeromycota; Glomeromycetes; Diversisporales; Acaulosporaceae.
AUGCCAAACUUAGUUUCAAAAGUCGAUGCUCUUUUUUUGGAAGGUUCUCUUGACGCUAUAUGUUCCGCUACUGUAAUUUAUUUAACAAGAAAGGGAACAACUUUACAACCCUUACCUCUCGUUAAAGACUUAGCAGAACGUGCAGUAAAUUCCUCAUUAACAAAAAUAACUGAUUUCGAACGAAGAAUGAAGGUGUUGGAGAUUUUACCACAGAUGGAGGUUGGAUAUAAAAGUGUCGUAGGAUUGGAUGCAAGCCCCGUGAGAAUAUGUGAUGAAUUCGUAAAUAAUUUUAAUAAUAUUGAAGUUCCGGAUGUACUUAGGAACAUUGUACAUAAUAAAGAAUGGAAAGAGGAGGAGAUCAAACUGAUAGAACGAACAAAUCGUAUAUUAAGCGUUCUGGAGGGGGUGUGGAACAAUCCAGCAUUUGCAACUAGCGAAAUGCGUAGUUCUCAAAGUGAAGGAACUUAUAUCACAGAUGUCAUUGUACCUUUGCUUCGUUCCGGUUUGGAUGAUCUUCCAAAUGGUAGUAUUUGUAUGAGUACCGCAGAACGUCAGAGUAUGGCAAGUAAGAUCCGAAAAAGUCUUGGAGUGAAUGAAGAAAGAAGUUCAUGCCCUCCCAAAGUACCGAUCGGGAAAAAACCCGAUGUUAUGUUGAUGGAAAAAUGUGGAGGUAAGAUUUUUGAACUCGCUUAUGUGGAAUCUUCACGGGUCGUUUGCACUAAUUCAAAGAAAGAGAAUGAUUCUAUAAAAUUGUGGAGAGAAACCCUAGAUGGAGUAAGCCUUAUCGGUACUGCAUGUAGACCAACAAGCAACCAAUUUGGAAUUAUUGGAAUUCAGGUGGCUGGUGAGGAUUUAUGUCUAAACGUUUUAGUGAAAGAUGCAAAUGGGAUACCAAGAUAUUUACAUCUUAUCCAAGCUCCAAUACCUUUUACAAAAAAUACUUCAUGGCGUGUGAAGCCUCUUAUUCAUCUACUACUGACUUCGAGAAAUAUUACAAUCGUAAACAAAAGCUUAUUAAUUCAGGCACUAGAACAAGCUAGCACACGUCCACCCCGAAAUGUCAAUCCGAGUCCCACUGUUUCUUCACCAAUAUACGAUUAA